This is a messenger RNA of Cynoglossus semilaevis (tongue sole), 1950 nucleotides long. RefSeq names its product wingless-type MMTV integration site family, member 16 (gene wnt16). The transcript is spliced from 4 exons. Gene Ontology annotation, molecular function: cytokine activity; frizzled binding. Gene Ontology annotation, cellular component: extracellular region. Bases 410 to 1492 code for a protein of 360 amino acids. The record is from RefSeq and is a predicted model, not a curated record. Gene Ontology annotation, biological process: multicellular organism development; canonical Wnt signaling pathway; neuron differentiation. Lineage: Eukaryota; Metazoa; Chordata; Actinopteri; Pleuronectiformes; Cynoglossidae.
GCGAUGAAAUGUAACAUUUACAAACUAUAAUUUUAAUAAAUAAUUGUCAUUGAAACGCUCUUUUAAUUUUAUUUGUGAGCGAUGUGAUCAGUCAUCGAUUAUUAGUUAGCAGACUUGUCAGUGUCUGCGUCUUGGACCGUCCGACCAAUGACAGUCCAGCUGUGACGUCAGCUGCUGAAUAUGAAUAAUUUCUGGCCCAAUAGGGAUCCUCUGGGACGAGGACUGGUCAGAGACGGUAUGAAUAUUUGCUGUAAAAUAAAAGUGUUACGAGAAAGUUCUGAGAAUUCUCAUUACAGAGCACAGAGGAGACCGACGCUAUCGUUUUAUGGACGUCAUUAUGGACUGAAGUACCAACUCCUGGAGACCGGCUCCAACCAUGACCCAUAGUCCCUCUGAUGGAGACUGAGAGAUGGAUGCAGAGGUGAUGGAGAACCGGAAGCGUGGACUCCGGUACAUGUGCGCCCUGAGCCUGCUGUUGGUCUCCGUGUGUCCGCUGAGCUGCACAGGCAGCUGGAUGUGGCUCGGCGUGACCUCAACUGGAGCCCUGGAGAAGCUGGACUGUACCAACCUCCCUCUGAGCCACAGACAGCGGGAGCUGUGCAGGAAGAAACCCUUCCUGCUGCCCAGCAUCCAGGACGGAGCCCGACUGGCCAUCAGAGAGUGCCAGAACCAGUUUAGACACGAGCGGUGGAACUGCUCCACCACCAAUGAGGUGUCAGUGUUCGGGCACGAGUUGACAAGUGGAACCAAAGAAACUGCGUUCAUCUACGCAGUGAUGGCGGCAGGUCUGGUCCACACUGUCACGCGCUCCUGCAGUCAGGGCAACAUGACUGAGUGCGGCUGCGACCCUCGCCUGCAGGGCAGCAGCGUCCCUGCAGAGGGCUGGCACUGGGGGGGCUGCUCGGACCACAUCCAGUAUGGAACCUGGUUCAGCCGCAAGUUCAUAGACAACGCUGUCAAAAACAUGUCCACCAGCAGGGGGGGCUACACACUACUCGCCAUGAACCAGCACAACACUGAGGCCGGACGUCAGGCCAUCGACAGGACGAUGGCGACAGACUGUCGUUGUCAUGGCGUUUCUGGUUCCUGUGCCGUGAAGACCUGUUGGAGGACGAUGGCCCCGUUCGAACGUGUGGGCCUCUACCUGAAGGACCGGUACGAGCACAGCGUCCAAGUGUCGGACCGUUCAAAGAGAAAGACCAGGAGGAAGGAGCAGCGCCGCCCUCAGGUCGACAAACACCAGCUCAUCUUCUUCAACAAGUCUCCUAACUACUGCCUGGAGGACCAGCGGAGGGGGGUCGCUGGCACCAGAGGGCGGCGUUGUAACCGGACAUCUGCAGGACCAGACGGCUGCAACCUGCUGUGCUGCGGGCGGGGGUACAACACCCACGUGGUCAGACACGUGCAACGCUGCGAGUGCAAGUUCGUUUGGUGCUGCUACGUUCGCUGCCGCCGCUGUGAGAGCAUGAAUGACAUGCACACCUGUAAAUAAAGGAAUCGGAGCACGGACCUGCGGACUUCCAGAUCCUUGGACGACUCCCUAAAUUUUUAUUUUCUGUUAUCUUGGAUCCUCUUGGGAAUGCUCUGAUCCUGGUUACAACUUUCUGGAUCCUGAUUUAAAUUCAGUUCUGGAUUCAGACUAUGGACGGUGAUUGGACUGCCCCGGAUCCUCACAUUUAAUUCUGUUUAGAGCGCCCCCACCUGCUUUGGACUGCGUAGCGACAUCAGGUUCAGAACCUUUAGGUUCCUGUUCAGACUACUCUAGGUUUGUUUUUGUUCACACUGCAGCAGAUCCUGCUCUGGAUCCUGUUCAAAGAGGUUCCAGUUUUCCCUGGACUGUUUCUAAACAUCUUUGGACGAUCUUUAGAAUUUUCUAGAUCACGUUCUCUGUUCUAGAUGUUCUGAAUUAUUUUUGGCUGUUAACAUCUUCACAAACAAACAAACUUGAUG